AUGCUUUACGAUUUCUAUGAGAAAGUCUAUGAAGUGGUCACUACAGAACAUCUGUCAUAUGUGUGCACCGCACUGGCCCAAGCUUUCCAAUCCACUGUAUUGAAAUGUUUAUAUCUAACUAUUAUCAGUAUUAGCAUAUUCAUCGAUAAACGUUUUGAAACAACAAAGAAAAAAAUUGGCAAAACAUGCAAAAAUUAUUUAACACUGCGGUUUGCAAAAACGAAUUUUAGUCAGUUUGUGACAAUCCACAACUUCGCCAGCAUAAUGAAACACACUUUAAGAGAAAAUAGAAAAAGCGAUGCUUUCAAUGUGAUACUCAUAUCGCUUAUCAUAACAUCAACGGUACAUGCUGACAAUUUUCUCAAAACACCUCCAACAUUUUUCACCCCAUGCAAAUUAAAAGAUACUGGAAACGGACAAUGUGUUUCGGACUUAUUUCAAUCCGUUUUUGUAAAUUGGAAAGGUGAUAUACCUGGAUCACCGCCCUUUUCCACCAUUGAUCCUCUAAUGGUGAAGAAAAUACAUGUUGACUUAACGGGAACUGCCGCCAACCUGAAUUUAGAUAUGGAGAAUAUUGUUGCAACUGGACUUUCAAAUGCAAAAAUUGGGAAUGUUGGAGUGCAAUUCAACUCUAACUUCCAAUAUGUUGUCAAAAUCCCCAAUUAUCAUACCAAAUCAGAUUAUACAAUGAAAGGAAAAAUAUCGGUGGAGGACCUUAAUGGCAAAGGCACAGCAAUUAUAGAUGUUUCGGAUCUUGUGAUUGGCGUAUCCUUGCUGACAGAGAAAAAGGAGCGUGAUGGCGAAAAAUUCUUUGAGACAUUAAUCAUUUUUGCUAAAAUGGCAAGCGUUGGCGAUAUUCGUGUACGAUUUGAUAAUCUCUAUGGGCCGGGCAACAACGAAUUAUCCGAUAGUACGAAUGACCUCUUCAAUGGUAAUAGGGCUCAUUUACUUGAAAUAUUCACUCCAGUCAUUGAACAGACAAUGAUGGCAUAUUUAACGAGGCGCUGGAAUAAGAUAUUUAAACGUAUUCCUAUUAAGUACUUGUUUACAGAUUUUAGCUAG
This is a messenger RNA of Stomoxys calcitrans (stable fly), 1062 nucleotides long. RefSeq lists its product as uncharacterized. The coding region runs from base 1 to 1062 and encodes 353 amino acids. The transcript has 6 exons. NCBI's taxonomy places the organism in Eukaryota, Metazoa, Arthropoda, Insecta, Diptera, Muscidae. The record is from RefSeq and is a predicted model, not a curated record.